Jaculus jaculus (lesser Egyptian jerboa) is the source of this 1108-nucleotide messenger RNA. It is a transcript of the gene Pde6d, whose product is annotated as phosphodiesterase 6D. Lineage: Eukaryota; Metazoa; Chordata; Mammalia; Rodentia; Dipodidae. The transcript has 5 exons. Gene Ontology annotation, biological process: sensory perception of light stimulus. Bases 159 to 611 code for a protein of 150 amino acids. Gene Ontology annotation, cellular component: cytoplasm. The record is from RefSeq and is a predicted model, not a curated record.
GAGCUGAGGGGAGGGAGAGGCCGGUGGGGGUCUGGCCGCUGCCGCUGCUCGCCUGAGGCUUCCAGGCCGGGCUGCGGCUCCGUCCCCGUUCCUGGAGCACCAUCUGCAAGGCUCCACCGAGCCGGCGUGCGAGAGCCGCAGGCGGCAGUCGCCGCAUCAUGUCAGCCAAGGACGAGCGGGCCAGGGAGAUCCUGAGAGGCUUCAAACUAAAUUGGAUGAACCUUCGGGAUGCCGAGACAGGGAAGAUCCUCUGGCAAGGAACAGAAGACCUGUCUAUCCCUGGAGUGGAACAUGAAGCCCGUGUUCCCAAGAAAAUCCUCAAGUGCAAGGCAGUGUCUCGAGAAUUGAACUUUUCCUCAGCAGAACAAAUGGAAAAAUUCCGCCUGGAACAAAAGGUGUACUUCAAAGGGCAGUGCCUAGAAGAAUGGUUCUUCGAGUUUGGCUUUGUGAUCCCUAACUCCACAAAUACCUGGCAGUCCUUGAUAGAGGCAGCGCCCGAGUCCCAGAUGAUGCCAGCCAAUGUCCUAACGGGGAACGUCAUCAUAGAGACAAAGUUUUUUGACGACGAUCUUCUUGUAAGCACAUCCAGAGUGAGGCUUUUCUACGUCUGAGAGAAGAACUCGUGUGCACUUGAAGAAUUUGGGGUUGGGGGGAAGAGGAAGCGGUUUACUUUUUCUUCCACACAUUUACUUUCAACAUUUUACCCAGUUCCCUCAACGCAGAACCCACUUGCGGCCACCAGGGGACCAACUCCGUGUAGGUAACCAGAUGCAUUUUUUCCUCCCAAAACUUCCAUCUUCACUGACAAGACUACACUCUCAACCACAGACCAAGGCAGGAGACAAACCUCGACUCCUUCCUGGUGCAAACAUGAGUUCAAACCCAUACCAGGAGCCGAUAUACUACACCUGUCGCCUGCCCGGCUUCCUCCUUGGGACCUGUAGGCUUUUUUUUGGCCUCUGGUGUUGGAAGAAUUCACCUUCCUGACCCACGUUUAGUUUGUUUUUUUUUUCCCCCUACCAUUUCUAUUUCAUACAUUCUCAUAUCUUUAACUUGUAAAAUAGACUGCAAUAUUAUUACAUAAUGUAAUUAAAGCAUUAAAAUAUUC